Molecule: messenger RNA, 645 nt
Organism: Hibiscus syriacus
Lineage: Eukaryota; Viridiplantae; Streptophyta; Magnoliopsida; Malvales; Malvaceae
Exons: 2
Coding region: 1-645 (214 amino acids)
Molecular function (GO): nucleic acid binding; RNA-DNA hybrid ribonuclease activity
Source: RefSeq, a predicted model, not a curated record
AUGACGAAUGGUGAGCGCGUCCGUUGUGGCAUGUCCUCGGAGCCUUUGUGUCAAUUCUUCAAAGCUGGCGAAGAAUCGAUUCAGCAUGUUUUAUGGGAUUGUCCGAGUGUACAAAAUUUCUGGAGUAUCACUUUUCCUACUGCUGUAAGCGCUGAUUUUUUAAUGCUGACUUCAACCAUUGGCUCCUCCAAAAUCUUGCCAGCAUGUGACCACCACAAGGAUUUCAAGUUCCUUGGUCUUCUCUUUUCGCUUCAAUCCCCUGGCAGCUUUGGAAGCGUCGAAACAAUGAGAUUUUCACUGAAGAUAGCCAGUCUUUCGAAAGCGCCUGAUGACUGGUUUUGCUUGAAUUGUGAUGGUAGCGUCAACCUCGUGUCUAAUCUGGGAUCUGCCGAGGGAGUUAUUAGAGACUCUUCGGGCCGCUGGAUUGAUGGUUUUAGUAAAAACAUUGGCUACUCUACGAACCUCCAAGCUGAGCUUUGGGGCUUAUAUGAAGGUCUCCGACUUGCCUGGAGUCAUGAUAUUGAUCGCUUGGAAAUUCAGACCGACAACGCCAAAGCUGCUAAAAUAAUCGACAUGGUUGAUGCUGCCAAUAGCCCCUUUCCGAUGGUGAGAGCCGUUGCUUCCUUUCGUGCUCGACCGUGGUAG